CUAUAAAACCCCUCUCAAACACCUUUAACAAAUCCCCUGCUUCAAAAACUCACUUUCCCAGUUUCCCUGUCCGAAAACCAAAAAUUUCCCACUUCCACCUCAAAAAAUGAGGACCCAUUUGUACAUUUUGUGGACCCUCCUGAUCCUGGGGGUGGCGCAUGUGAGCCGUGCGUCACACCACGCGGCUCCCACGCCGGCGGUGGACUGCUCGACGGUGGUGCUGAACAUGGUGGAUUGUCUGUCGUUUGUGACGAGUGGGAGUACGGUGAGUAAGCCAGAAGGGUCGUGUUGUUCUGGUCUGAAAUCUGUGCUUAAAAGUAAUGCAGAGUGCUUGUGUGAGGCGUUUAAGAAUAGUGCUCAGUUUGGUGUGUCUUUGAAUGUCACUAAAGCCAUGACUCUCCCUGCUGUUUGCAAGAUUUCUACUCCUGUCAAUAACUGUGGAACUCUUUCUCCAAUGGCAUUGCCUCCCAGCUCCAUUUCAGAUGCACCUGCCAUGACAAUUUCAACUGAUGAUGGUACACCAGCACCGUCUCCAGGAAGCUCAGGCGCCUCAUCUGCGCUUGUAGUAUCUGCAUCAUUACUUGUUCUGAGCUUAAUUGUCGCAUCAGUGUCAUUGUUCUGAUCAGCCAUUCUGGUUGUAUGAAGUAGACCAUUGAAGGGAGUAUUGUGAUGUGAUCUUAUCUAUUAGGUGCCAUUCUAUGCAUUUUACACCGGAGGUCCGGUGGUCACAGAUUCCUAGAUUCUACUUAUUGUUAUGGUUCCUGAGGAUGUAUAUUAUUUGAGCAUGUGGACUACUUGUUUCCUCUAAACUUAUGCUAUUCCCUUCA
Molecule: messenger RNA, 827 nt
Organism: Daucus carota subsp. sativus
Lineage: Eukaryota; Viridiplantae; Streptophyta; Magnoliopsida; Apiales; Apiaceae
Product: non-specific lipid transfer protein GPI-anchored 31
Exons: 2
Coding region: 107-622 (171 amino acids)
Biological process (GO): lipid transport
Molecular function (GO): lipid binding
Source: RefSeq, a predicted model, not a curated record